AUGGCUAUUGAUAAAGCACUCUGUGACCUGGGAGCAAGUAUUAAUCUAAUGCCUCUUGCCAUGAUGACGAAAUUGAUGAUAGAAGAGGUUAAGCCCACAAGAAUGUCAUUACAACUUACUGACAGAUCUUUCAAGAUACCAAAUGGAGUAGUGGAGAACCUAUUAGUAAAAGUUGGAAAUUUCAUAUUCCCAGCUGAUUUUGUGAUCUUAGACAUAGAUAAGCAAGGGAAUAACUCAAUCAUCCUUGCAAGACCUUUUCUGGCCACUGCUAGAGCAAUCAUUGAUGUUGAGAAAGGAGAGAUAGUUCUUAGGGUGCAUGAGGAGCAAAUGGUUAUCAAUAUUUUCAAGGCAAUGCAGUAUCCUGCUGAGAAAGAAAAUUGUAUGAGAAUUGACAUGGUGGAUACUCUGGUUGAAGAAGCACUUGAAGUAGACCAACAUGAAGACCAUGAGGAAGCUCAAGAAAUACAAGAGGAAGAUUCAAAAGAGACACAGUCAUUGGAAAAUUCAAGUGGAGUUAAGGAAGAAGGAGCACCAAAGGAAGAGUUGAAACCUCUCCCUCCUCACCUCAAGUAG
Messenger RNA from Arachis stenosperma, 573 nucleotides. RefSeq lists its product as uncharacterized. Bases 1 to 573 code for a protein of 190 amino acids. NCBI's taxonomy places the organism in Eukaryota, Viridiplantae, Streptophyta, Magnoliopsida, Fabales, Fabaceae. The transcript has a single exon. The record is from RefSeq and is a predicted model, not a curated record.